AUGGUACACGAUUUUUCAAACUCUGCUACAUCCAACCACUCCGCCCAAGAUUCGUCCAAUUCUCAUGCACCGACAAGACAGCAAUCAGAACCGGCUGCAACAGAUCAGCAGGGCUCGCAGAACGGAUAUACACAAAAUACAACCUCACCUCGCAGCUCCGCUCGAACCCCAAGAUCGAAAACGCCAAAAAUCACACCCCAAAAGGUGAUGGAGGUUGCUGCUGCACGGAAGAUUAACCCCAAAUUUGUGGAAAGGGCGGCCAGCAGAGUCAACUCCGCAAUCCAACAUCAGAACAAACACCUGACGGACCGAGGGCUAUAUUUGGCGCUUGCUACGAGGUUUAAUUCGAUAUACUCGCGUGAACUGGGAGCCCGCCAAUGGAAAGCCGCCCACGGAGCAAUAUAUAAGGCGAAGAUAUAUAACCGAGAGGUCAUCAACAAAAGUGUAUUGCCUGCAUUGAACGAUGAUGCGAAAGCCCUGCUACAACUUGUUAUCGAUGACACCUAUGGAUCUUUCCGAAAGGCAUGGAGCGAAUUGCAACGGCCCGCUCGAGCCUGGGCCUGGCAGCGCCUGGCCAUUUGGCUUCUCCAAAAUGACCCGAAGAAGGCCUUGGAUUUUUUAAUCGUGACCAGCAAGCCUCAGGAUAAGCCAGACUUUACCAUGGUUGCCGACUGUUUCAUUUACUUGGAUAGGUUCCACUAUGAUGACUGGCUUCGAGACUGGCGGCAUGGCUCUCACACUUACGCCUCAGCUGUUGCAUCUUGUCUGGAUCCGACGGGCUGGCCGAUUAUCUCUCCACCCCAAUUGGGAAUGCGGCUCUUCAUUCGUCGAUCAGAUUUCUCGGCUUUGAUGAAGGGGUUUCGGAUAAUAAAUGAGCGAGGCAUCACGCUGUCAGCGGAAACAGCGCUUUGCCUUAUGAACAAAUUCACCGAAUUAAAUAAUGUGGAACUUGCGUUCAGUGCGCUCGAGUUUCUUCCCAAAAUCAAGGAUCCAAACUUCACUAUGACCUCGGAAGGAGUGGUACGGCACUGUUGCAAGCUUCUGACCCUUGACACCGUGGAGGAUAAAGCCGAAGGCCGCAAUUUCCGCAUUCUUCCACGUCUUCUCAAAAUGGGGGUUCAGCCAGACCGUGACAUGUUGAACGUCGUGCUCGCUAACGCUUACAAAACCGGCGAUCCUCAGCUUGGAGAGGACAUCCUUCGGUUCAUGCAGAACCACAACCAUGAACCUGACUCAUAUACUUACUUGACUCUUCUUACCGACGCAGUCGCUCGAGGUGACCGCGGCCGUGUGGACGAGUUGGUCCAAGAAGUCGAGUUGCAAGACCAGCUGAAAGAAAAUCCCUACAUCUUCAGCAAAAUUUUCCACGCCCACUUUACUUUCACUGCAAAGCAUAUGGACCCGGAGACCGACCCCGCAGGCGUGUUCUACUCCAUGCUCGAUAUGUACAACAAACUACACGACAUCUCUCCCCUCAAAGAACUUCUUUUGAUUCCCCCUCAAUACACAUCGCCGUCAACAGGGCUUGAGACCAAAACUCCCCCUUCUCCAGUUGCCCUGUUCCUCAUGCUCGCAACAUUCUUCCGCUGCAGGAACCGGGUUUCCCAGGUGCAUCGCAUGUACGACCAGUUCCGUGAACUGGUACAGAUGGGCCACCCGUCCAUCGCUCCUCUAGUGGAAAGCGACCACGUAUAUAACGAAUUUCUCAUUGCCUUCCGCAAGAGCCCCCGCGGGCUGCGGUCAAGCAUCCGGCUCGUCGAGGACAUGCUGGAUCCAUCUUCUUUGCCGACGGAGACCUCAGACGGAAAGCGCCUCAAGCACACUGCACCCACCCCUCGCACUUGGACUAUUCUUCUUAGUGCAUUUAAUUAUAACCGCCAGCCUGACGCGGCCGAGAAGGUCAAGGAGAUGAUGGCUAAGCACAAUGUCAAAUACAACCAGGUGACCUGGAACACCAUCAUUAAUGGUUUCGCAAAUACUCAGAACAUUCCGGAGACUGCAGCUGCGAUUAGACAGAUGGAGCAACAAGGAUUUGCCAUUGACCAUUACACGAUGAAGAGUCUGCGCUACCUCCGUGACCCCGAACGCCUUUGGGUAUCUAUCGAGGAAAUGGAUCAGGCCUAUGGUCCAGACAAUUAUGAACCUCCUGCUCGAGAGCCUAUGUCUGAUGUGCACAAUGGCCAAGAGGAGCGUGAUCUGCUGAUAGAUAGUGGCUUGGAGAAGCUGGGAUCGAAGUCAAAGCCGAAGAUUUGA
Molecule: messenger RNA, 2253 nt
Organism: Penicillium soppii
Lineage: Eukaryota; Fungi; Ascomycota; Eurotiomycetes; Eurotiales; Aspergillaceae
Product: pentatricopeptide repeat protein
Exons: 1
Coding region: 1-2253 (750 amino acids)
Molecular function (GO): protein binding
Source: RefSeq, a predicted model, not a curated record